Eruca vesicaria subsp. sativa (arugula) is the source of this 654-nucleotide messenger RNA. The record is from the annotation of a GenBank genome assembly. NCBI's taxonomy places the organism in Eukaryota, Viridiplantae, Streptophyta, Magnoliopsida, Brassicales, Brassicaceae.
UAUUAAAAAGACUAGAAGCUUACGGAAAUAGUGAGUAUACAACUAUUUAAUAAGUCUUUGAGUCCCAUGCAUUUCGCUUACGUAACGAAAACGCAUUCAUCAACACCUCUCCUCCUAACUCUUCACUCUAUAUCUCUUUAAGCGUAACCUCCACAAACUCUUCCUUUUAUUUCUCAUUUGAUCUAAUCCCCAAAAAAAAAAAAACUCGUCGAUCACAACAUGCCGGGAACUUAUCACCGCCGGAAAUCCGACGUGGUAGUCAUCAUCUUCACGGUGAUGAUCACGAUGCUGACGUGUCCAGUAAUCAUCAACGCCUCAUCAGAUGCUUCUUCAGCCAACAUGAGGAAGCUCGACGAGGUAGAUCCCAUAAAGUGUUCUCCAAGCUGCAUCCAAAACCCUCCUCCGCCGUCUCCUCCACCACCAUCUCCACCGCCUCCGGCAUGUCCUCCUCCUCCUGCUCUCCCUCCACCGCCGAAGAAAGUCUCACCUAACUGUCCACCUCCUCCGCCAGCUAAUUUCUUGUAUAUCACUGGUCCGCCGGGAAAUCUCUACCCCGUUGAUGAGCAGUUCGGAGCAGCCGCUGGAAAAAGUUUUACGGUGGUGAAGCUCGCCGGUCUAAUAGGGUUUGGAGUUCUGGGGUUGUUGAUUCUUUGA